Molecule: messenger RNA, 1694 nt
Organism: Lasiosphaeria miniovina
Lineage: Eukaryota; Fungi; Ascomycota; Sordariomycetes; Sordariales; Lasiosphaeriaceae
Product: putative diphthamide synthesis protein-domain-containing protein
Exons: 2
Coding region: 299-1657 (452 amino acids)
Biological process (GO): protein histidyl modification to diphthamide
Molecular function (GO): 2-(3-amino-3-carboxypropyl)histidine synthase activity
Source: RefSeq, a predicted model, not a curated record
AUCUGCAAAACCGACCCCAAGCUCUUCGGGACUCAUAUCAUAUUUCGAGCUCCUUUUAAAAAGAUCCUCAAAUUCGGUUUUGGUUACUCUCUCAAAGCCCGGCCUUGAAAUCCGUGAUUCAGCAGAGCUCCCCAACUCUUGCGCCAAGCAUUGCGAACCGUCAGGCUUAUAUUGGGGGGUGAGAAAGGGGUGAGAAAGAAAGCAAAAAAGACAGAGCCGAAGAGGACAAGUCUGUUCCUGGAUUGACCUGGGGUCUGUAUUCUCGUUAAAAAAGAAAAGAAAAGAAAAGACAGAUAUAAUGGAGGACGAUCGUACUCUAGUCGAUCUCGGCAUCGCUGCAGACCUCGAAGAGGACCAAGCGCUCCAAAAUGUGGUGAGGCAGCCCAAGAAGCGGUUCGUGGGCAGGAGAAUGGCGGCCGAGAAUGCAGCAAAGUUUAGUACGGGCAACAACGCCUCGAUCGAGGACAGUGGCGCUAUUCAAGUUGCCCAGCCGAGGAGAGCGCCUCGGCUGCUGAACCAGGUGCCGCCCGAGAUCCUGAAUGACCCAGCGCUCAAGGAGGCCAUGGCUCUCCUCCCAGCCAACUACUCAUUUGAGAUACCCAAGACGAUCCAGCGCAUCCGGUCGCUUGGGUCCAAGCGUGUGGCGCUGCAGAUGCCCGAGGGCCUGCUGCUGUUCGCCACGACCAUCUCGGACAUACUCACGCAGUUCUGCCCGGGCAUCGAGACGCUGAUCAUGGGCGACGUCACGUACGGCGCAUGCUGCAUCGACGACUACACGGCGCGGGCCAUGGGCUGCGACCUGCUGGUGCACUACGCGCACAGCUGCCUGGUCCCCGUCGACGUUACCAAGAUCAAGACGCUGUACGUCUUUGUUGACAUCAGCAUCGACACGACGCACCUGCUGGCCAGCCUCGAGCGCAACUUUGCGCCCGGCAAGACCAUCGCCAUGGUCGGCACCAUCCAGUUCAACGCCACCAUCCACGGCGUGCGGGCGACGCUCCAGAAGGCAGGCUUCCGCGUCAUCGUGCCGCAGAUCGCGCCGCUCUCGCGCGGCGAGAUCCUCGGCUGCACGUCGCCGGACCUGUCGGCCUACGCGGCGGGCGGCGACGAUGCAACGCCCGUGGACUUGAUCCUAUACCUGGGCGACGGGCGCUUCCACCUCGAGAGCAUCAUGAUCCACAACCCGGGAGUGCCGGCGUACCGGUACGACCCGUACUCGCGGCGGCUGACGCACGAGACGUACGCGCACGACGAGAUGCAGGACCUGCGGCGGCAGGCCAUCCGCACGGCCAAGGGCGCGCGCAAGUGGGGGCUGAUCCUCGGGUCGCUGGGCCGUCAGGGCAACCCGCACACCAUGGCGCUCAUCGAGCGCCGCCUUGCCCAGCAGGGCACCCCCUUUGUCAACCUACUCCUCAGCGAGAUCUUCCCCGGCAAGCUGGCCCUCAUGGAAGACGUCGAGUGCUGGGUCCAGGUGGCCUGCCCGCGCCUGAGCAUCGACUGGGGCUACGCCUUCCCGCGCCCGCUGCUGAGCCCCUACGAGGCCCUCAUCGCCCUCGAGGAGAAGGAAGACUGGGGCAAGGGCGCGUACCCGAUGGACUACUACGGGAAAGACGGGCUGGGCAGGACGAAGCCCGCCGCGCUAGCAACGACUGCCUAGGAGUUCAUGGCAAGCAGGCCGCAGUGAAAUAAAAGUA